CUCUCGAGUACCGAAUGCAAAAACCCUCGAUCCGUGAUGGGUGAUACCCUGAAAAAGCAAUGAAUGCUUGACCGUUCGUCGUCGCGCAGGGGAAAAGAAUUGCCCUCAGUUCUAGUGCCUCGAACAAGUGGCGAUUGUCGAGAGUAACAAUUCACGAGUGCUCGUAUUUUCGACAGUUAUUUGUGGUGACUCGGGACCCGUGAAAUGCGCGUCCUCGGGGUGCAGGCGGUGGCUGAAAAGUGGCGAGAACACAAGUGAAAUAAGAACGUGCGGUUUUUCCGCUGUUUUAUUAUUUUCCCCUCGUUUUUCCUCGUUUACUCUUGGAUUUUGUGAUCGGGGGGCACCUACUGGCAGUGUCACCGCUCCAAUCCUUCAAUUCUGUUUGUCACGGCUGCGUAUGGUACCGAGGAGUAACACGUACCGCAGACGUAGACGAUAAAUUUUUUUUACCCUGUUUAAUGAAGCAUUAGCCUGUGUAUCAGUACACAUUUGGUGUAGGCAUCCGUCUCUCUCUGGUUAACGAGAGGAGAGAGGGGGGCACAGAGGCUAUUGAGAGAGGCAAGAUGGCUGGGUAUUGUUGAGAGGUACCAGGCGGAAAGCGGGGCCGGACGUUCAGUCGGUGGAUAAAGAGGAAAAAAAGAGACAAGGAGGAAAAAAUAACGAGAAAAGAGGCCACGUCGGAUCAAGCGAGGAACUGAAAUCACAGUGGCCCGAUACCUCACGGCUCACGAGAAACAAGAACAUGACGCAAAUAUAUCGCCUGUAACUGAAUACCGUGGGGCGGGGAGGAGUAAAAGUUUUUCAUCUUGGAAAUAAAUUUUUUGGGCUGAAAUAAACGACGAGACACUGGUCGAGGAGUGAAAGGGAAUGUGUGACAUGUUUAUCCAAACUCAGCAAACGAGCAGCGUCAACAGCAGCAGCAGCAGUAGCAGCAGCAGCAGUAGUAACAAUACCGCUCAUCAUCACAGUAAAAAACGUAAAUUGGAUUAUAAUGUUUGUCAACCAGUGAUCCAACACUCAUUGGUACAAUCGAGCGGCGAUUACCAAUUGGAUAAUACUGGACUACAGCGUUACUCUGUGACUGGUACUAACGCCGGAUUCGGCACGCUGCAGAAUAAUGGGCUGCAGAAGAGUCCGAAUCAGCAGACCCUGGUGCGUGCAUCCACUAUCAAACUUUUAGACACGUAUCAACGGUGCGGACAGAAGAGAAAAACUUGGUCGAGGGAGGGUAAUGAGGCCCUGGCGGUGCAACCAUCAAAUUUGACAAACGGUGUUGGCAGUACAGUUGUGCCACCAAUUCACUCCCAACAUCAGCAGCAGCAACAGCCACAGUUUCACCAGCAAACACAACAGCCACCUCAACAGCAACAACACAAACAGACAAAUAUGACGUCACACAGCAAACAAGUUGCUAAUACGGGCAAUGGUGGUGGCAGUAAUCCCCAAGGUGAUGGAGAUUAUCAACUGGUACAGCACGAGGUCCUGUACUCUAUGACCAAUCAGUACGAAGUCCUUGAGUUUCUUGGAAGAGGGACAUUUGGACAAGUUGUCAAAUGUUGGAAGAAGGGAACCAACGAAAUUGUCGCCAUCAAAAUUCUGAAGAAUCAUCCUUCGUACGCGCGCCAAGGUCAAAUUGAGGUCUCCAUCCUGUCACGACUGAGCCAGGAAAAUGCGGAUGAGUUCAACUUUGUGCGCGCUUACGAGUGCUUUCAGCACAAAUCCCAUACCUGUUUGGUCUUUGAGAUGCUGGAGCAGAACCUCUAUGACUUUCUUAAACAGAAUAAAUUUUCACCCCUGCCACUUAAGUACAUUAGACCCAUUCUUCAACAAGUACUUACGGCGCUUCUCAAGCUGAAGCAACUGGGCCUGAUUCACGCGGACUUAAAACCCGAGAACAUAAUGCUGGUGGAUCCAGUGCGUCAGCCCUAUCGCGUCAAAGUCAUUGACUUUGGUUCUGCCUCCCACGUAUCAAAAGCUGUAUGCAACACUUAUCUCCAGUCACGAUACUAUCGUGCACCGGAAAUCAUCCUAGGUCUGCCUUUCUGCGAAGCUAUUGACAUGUGGUCCCUCGGUUGCGUUGUUGCGGAAUUGUUUCUCGGCUGGCCCCUCUAUCCUGGCAGCUCCGAGUACGAUCAGAUACGCUACAUAAGCCAGACACAGGGCCUACCGACUGAACACAUGCUCAAUAAUGCCAGCAAAACGACAAAAUUUUUUUAUCGCGAUAUGGACAGCACGUAUCCGUUUUGGCGAUUAAAAACACCUGAGGAGCAUGAGGCUGAGACUGGUAUAAAGUCCAAGGAGGCUAGGAAAUAUAUUUUCAAUUGUCUGGAUGACAUUGGACAAGUUAAUGUACCAACUGAUUUGGAGGGGGGACAGCUGCUUGCUGAGAAGGCUGAUAGACGGGAGUUUAUUGAUCUUCUCAAACGGAUGCUCACGAUGGACCAGGUAGAGCGUCGUAUAACCCCUGGAGAAGCCCUGAACCACGCAUUUGUUACGCUGGCCCAUCUCGUGGAUUACGCCCACUGCAACAACGUAAAGGCAUCAGUCCAGAUGAUGGAGGUAUGCCGGCGAGCCGGUGACUUCACAGCAAGUCCAACGCACCACCAGGCGCCCCCAGCGCCCCAGCCACCGCCUCCAACCUCCCUCGUCGCUAAUUUCGUUCCCACGACGAAUGGCAGUGCAGUUACCCUGACAUUCAACAAUCAAGUCCAGAGACUAGUCAGAGAGCACAGAACAGCCCAGACUGGAUACGGAGAUUUGUACCAGAUAUACAGCAAUAGUACGAGAAGGGCGACGCAGUACAGUGGCUCAUCGAGUGGCUCCAAUGGUGGCAGAAGUGGUGUUCACGAUUUUCCCCAUCAACUUGUCCCAGGAAUACUCUGUCCACCACCUGGUUAUCAGACUAUGCCGAGCCCAGCUAAACAUGUUGUUGUGGCACAACCACCGCAGGCACAGCAGGCACCACUGCAGAUUCAACCGUCGAUUAUUUCUCAGCAGGCAGUGGCUGCAGCUGCUGCUGCUGCACAACAACAGUACGCCGCUGUGCCGGUCUCCAUGGUGGAGACUGGAAGGCAAAUGCUGCUCACCAAUGCUGUGCAAACAUCGUGGCCUGGGGGCAGUCGGCAAAUGGCCGCCAUCGUGCCCAGUUGGCAACAAUUGCCUCCUCAACAUGCUGCCAUUCAACAGCCACUGCUCAGCGAUGCUGGAGACUGGGGGAGACCUCUCAUUGUUGAUAGCUCGGCUAUCAUACAGCGUCCCGUGUUCCCCGUAACUGAAGUGUACAACACGAGCGCAUUAGUGGAGCAUCCGCCUCAGAGCUGGGGCAAACGAAGUGUCACAAAGCAUCACCAGCAUCACCUGACAGUGCCCCAGCAAUCUCAACACCGGCAUGACCACAAGAAGGAGACGCAGCAGUUGAGUCCGGUGAAGAAACGAGUGAAGGAGAGCACUCCACCGAGCAGCAUGAGGCGACAUUCACCAUCGAAUGGCCACUGGCAGCAGCAGACAGUCCAGUCGUCGCAUCAUCACAGUGGAAAACACGCUAGCAAUCAUAAUGCUGAGCAUCAGCAGGUGGCGGCUGUACGACAGCAGACAAUCACUAUUCAUGACACACCUUCUCCAGCUGUAUCGGUUAUUACUAUCAGUGAUAGCGAGGAUGAAACACCUGGAAAAUGCACUCAAUCGACACCUCGAAUCAUCCAAAAUUCUCAAUCAGUGCAUUCGACGAGUCAGCCUCAUGCUCAUGGCCAGAACUCACAUGGGAGCACAAGGGCGCACAGGAAAAAUGUGAUAAGUUGUGUAACUGUGGGUGAUAGCGACGGAGAAGCUAGUCCUGGAAGGGCGCACACCCAGUUGUACCCUCCCUCGCAUUUGUCGCAGAAUCAACAGCAUCAGCAGACUACCCAGCAUAUCAAGCAUGAACCGCAGCCCCAGCAUCACGUGAGUUCUGGCUAUUCGCAAUCACAGAAAAAGCGGCUACUGGCUAAAGUUCAAUCAGAGUGCAACAUGAUAAAUGUAGCAACGAAACCGGAGCCAGGAGUUGAGUAUCUCGCUCCACAUCCGUGCCACGCGCCAGCCUGCAAGGAGCCACCGACCUAUCAGGCUGACGUCUAUGACAUGCAUGACUACUUAUUGCAGUAUGUGACCACGAGUAGCGCGCAUCCGCACCUUCAGGAGCAGCAUAUUGUUUACACUACUGGUGCUGAGAAGCGUGUGUCAUGGCCGGCUAAACGGGCUGAGUACAAGCACGAGUACGUCCAGCCACCGGUUGCCCACUCGAGAGACCAUCAGAAGUGGGCUGUCGCCAAUCCAGUGCAUCAGUACAGGCAAAGCCAGGUGGUGGCCUCAGCAUCACAUCCGAGUCAUGGCCACAGCCACCACGGGCAUCCUGUCCAUCUGAGCCCCGGGGGUGGUGGUGGUGGCGCUGGUGGUGGACGGAGUCCAGCUGCUGGUCCUGUUGUAGGGGGCAGCCAACAUCUUGGUCAGCCCCUUUACCAGGAGUAUGCUCAUGUACGCGCACGUGGACAUCCUGUACCACCCCCUGUUUACGUAACUGCUGCGCCAUCACAAGCUCCCACUGCGAUACAGCAACAGCAAGUGCCCACCUACCAGGGAUUCACACCCGGGUGGGUACCUAGACAACUAGUUGAUGCAUGCAUCUCGUCACCACUAACGUUGUAUGAUUCUAGUCGUGCACUUCCACCACCAGCGCAUCAUAGCUCGGCAAGACCACUGCUGGCAAGUCAUGCGGCGCAUCCCCUGCCCGCACACAUGCAGCCCACAGCUGUUUACGGUUUGGCACCCCUAUCGCCAGCUAAACAUCAAUAUCAACCGUCCGGCUUGUGGUUCACCGAGUAAUUCGGCUAAACCGAUUCCGACGAAUAUCCCCCCACCCCUCCCCCAUGCGAAUCUCGAUGAUACCAGAAUAACGAAGAGAUUCGUCAAUCGACAAGCAUCAAACCACCACGUGAUGCAGCAAACAAUGAAUUAUUUGUUAAUCUCUUAACGCAAAUGCAUAUGUUAAUGCACGAGGAUCAGUGUUAAUUAUAUUUCAAUCUAUAAAUGAAAUUUUGUGUUUUGUGGGGCUGUUUUAGGUCGUAAUCACAGUCAGAUUAUUUUAAUUCGUUCAAUGCAUCACAUUUCUAUUCGUAAUCCGUCCGAUAAUGAUGAAUUCACUUUCAAUGAACCAUAUUCGAUGGUUUUACGUGCAUAAAAAACGGACUGGUAGGAUUUACUUGAAUAUGGAGGUGAAUUAUCCAGCGUUCGAACGAACGCAAAAUCACAUUUGCAGUUAAAUAUCGAGAGAAUUCAUGAGAGAGAAACCUACAGUUCACCAAAUCAAUGAUUUCUCUCGGAAUAAACGAGCCGAGAUUUAAUUACUGAUGAUUUCGAACUCUGGAAAAUUCCCAAUUACACGAAAGCAUUAAAAAACGAGCAUUUCAAUGCCUCCAAUCAAAUUUUGCAUUUGCAAAAGAAAAAAUGCACUGCAAAUUAAUCGAAAUGACAAACUCUGUCGAGUAACUAGAUAUUCAAUCGGAUUGGACGUAUUUUUUAAUGUUCUCUGGCCACUAGUGAGGCCUCAAUAUUUUAAUCAAAAUGUCAACGAAUUAAAAAGUGUUUGAAGAAAUGACCAGGUGAAGGGAUUACGUGAGAUGAAUCAAUUGCUCGUCGCAUUUUUUUUAUGAAGGCAUUAUUAAGGGUAUGUAAUAGGUAUCGGGCCAGAUGUUGACGAUUUAAUUUAGCGAAUCCUGUGGAGUAGUGGGAGUAUUUCAACUACGAAUGAGUUAACCUUGGUGGAAGCAUGAUAAGUUGCAAGCUCCUCAUUGGCGAGCAAUACGAAUGAAAGAGUCAAUUGUAAUUAACGAAACAGCAACUAGAGGGGAAAUUUUUUCGUAAGGCCAUUGUGAUUUUAAUGCAAAUUUUGGGCCAAGUCAACAGGACGACUGUGUUGUACACUAAUAUUCAUUGGGAUACUUGUGUUUAAAUAUUUUGAGGGAAUAUCAAUAGUCUAGUGCUUGAUAAUAAUUUUUUUUCGCCAAAAAAUUGAUAAUGAAAACGAAAAAAAUUGUGCUUGGGGUAGUGUUUAUUGGUAAUUUUUAUAUUUUGUUUCUUCGACGUAUGGUUGAACGCAUAUACGUGUAUAAAAUAGAUUAUUUUACUUAUUAUUUUGUAAUUGUAUAUAACUGGCUAGGCUUUAGGGGUGAAUUACGUGUUUAAAGAUGUAUUGUGCGCUUAACCAGAAUGUUUUUGGGGAAUUAAUUGAUUUGGAAAUUAUGAAAGUCGUGGGAAAUUAUCGAUUUUCGUAGGAAAUAAGUUCAAUGAUUGAUUUGUUCACUACACUGAAUUAUUAAUUGAGUUAUUUGUCGAUUUAAGUGGGGGAAGUUUGGAUGAUUUUUAUUUUAAUGUACGUAUCACUGUACAUUGCGAUAGUAAUGUUAACAAUCGAACGAGUGAGGUUUAUUCUAACAGCCCAAUGAACUUUUGGGAAGAAUUGUCGCGCAGUCAAUUCUGCUCGGUUUCAAUGUGUAAAUAAUAAUUGUGAAAUAUCCAAAUAUGUACAUAGAGGAAUGCCUUUUGAAAAUUAGUUUUUAAUUGUUUAAUAUUAUUUUUACGAUUGAAUAGUAGUCACAUUCAAUUUUUCGUUCUUCACGUAGGGAAUAUAUUUAUGGAAUAUUCAGUUUCGUAAGUGAUUAUUCGUCGACGAAAAUGUGGACUUAUGAGGGAUAGGGGUGUAGGUUUACAUUUUUUGGACGAUUUCGUCUUGUGUUUGAGAGACAGUUUUUUUGUUCACCGCCAAAUCAUGUUCUUCCUGUACUGUACAUUAUUUCGAGUACCUCAUUUGAAACUGAGGGUUUAUUAGAGUUUAGAUAUAUUUUUUAGUUUGGGUGAGGGGUAGAGAAGGAGUCGAUUUAAAUUACGAAGAGAUUAGGUUUUAGGGAAUGUCUGAGGCAGAUGAAGAAGAAGGGUUCUGAAAAAAGAUUUUUACGAAAAUUUCGUUUUCUCGUUGGGGUUUAAAGAUGUUUAACAAAAAUUUCAUCAAUUUCACUUGAUUAGUCUUCGGAAAGUCAGGAAGAUAACGACCUUUUUUGAAAAUAAUGAAAUGCGUAAGGAAAAGUUCUUAGAAAAAUUUUCUAUUUCUCGUCAACUCAGACAUAUUCAAUCAAAACUGGAUGUCUAAUCAGUUGAGUUAUUUUGAAAUAAUUUACUUUCAUGACUAGUUUUUGUCAAAUAUCUGGAAACCGUGGAGAGAUAGGAAAAUGUUUGUGAAAUUGUAGUAUAAUUUUUGUAAAAAAAAAAACAGUUCAUGAUAAUUUUGCAGAACAUGGAUAUUAUUCAGAGAUUCAACAGAAACUAUUUUUUGUGGUGAAUUGGUAAACUAGCAAAAUCGAUUGUUUUUCGAAAAUGUUUCUUUUUGUUAAAUCGCUUCUCAUCAAUGUGUGGAAGUCAUUUAGCCAAAAAAAUCUAAAAAAAUCACUUAUCCCAAUUUAUCAAUUCACAGCAGAUUUAAUAAGUUUACUCAUUUGUAAAUAAUUCCACUUGUCGCCUAGUUUUCAUAGAAUAUAUGUAAACUUCAAAAAAUUACAAAAAUUGUAUGAAAUUAUAGUCUUCACAGAUGUUUAAUAACUGAAUUUCUAAUGUGAUAACUUAUUAUUAAAUAAUUCCCUGUCACAACCAGUUCUUAAAUAACUACAGAAUUUAAAAAAAAUAGCGAAAUUUUCGUGGAAUUAUGGUAUCAUAUCUAUAAAAAAAAAUCAGUUCAUGCCAAUUUUACAGAAUCUUCUUUACAUUCAGACAUUCAAAAAGACCAAAAUCUCAAGCCAAAUUGACACCCCACUUCUACCACUUCACCCCUAAUAGAAUUCCGUCAUAAUCCCUGAUAAUCAUCUUCCUCAUCAUAAUUAAUUUCACCUGGAGCUUGUAAAAUCCCAGUCCCCUAAUUUCUCACAAACUGGGAGAGCUUCGCUUGCCAAUAAUUUACAUUUUAGACAACAAAAAAAUAAUACUUUAUGUUUUACUCGAAAGACGCUUGAUUAUAUCUGCUGGAUUAAUUGGGGUUCGAUGUACAUAAAUAAUCUCUAAUUUUAAACAAAAAUCGCAAUCAUGGUGAAAAAAAUUUAUAUCUGUAUUACAGAGGAUAGAGUUGGUGUAAAAAUUUUGUAAGUGUUUUUAAUUGGCUUUUACCUGUCGAAUCGAGAAAUGAAAUUAAACAUGUGUUGCAGUGUUGAAUGAGCCAAACGUUUGACCAAUUCAGUGUAGAGAGCUGACUGUUAUAAAUGAAUCAUUCAAUUACUGAACCACUAAACAUCACCUGUACUUGUUCUUUUUAUUAUCAAAACCCAUUCUGUUCUCACAAUUUAUAAAUUCACGUUUCACGAUUGAUUGAGUGUCACAAGCUCUCUUCCAAAGACGUAAUAACAACGUUAAUAUCAUUGUUUCGGUCUGUUCACAACAAAGCAUCCCCAUCAACAAAAUUCAAUUGAUAAUACUGAAGGGAGGUAUACGUUAUUAGCGUAUUAAAUGAAAAUACUAGAUUAUUAUAUGACUAAAAUCAUAUUUAACCAAGUUGAUGUGCCUGUUUAACGACUUAGCGUAUCAAGUACGAAUAUGCCCAAAUUAAAGAAUAUAUUAUAUGAUCAACUCAUUGGAUAUAAGUGGGAAGAAUAUUAAACAAAUGUUUAUCAUAAUAUUUGGAUCUAAAUAUCGUAAAGUAACUUUACAUGUUUAAUAUUUAAUUGUAUAUCAUAAUUCAUUACUGCAUUACUUCCACGUCUCAAUUGUAUUACAAGAUUUAGUCAUCUCUGUUUUUAGUUUAAUUAUUCAGUCAAUUUAACGUUUACUUUUUAUCGAUUAACUUGCAUUAUCAAAACGAAUUCAGUACUCAAGUGAUAAAACGUGACAAGUCCAUUGAACUAUUUUAUUAAUUGCUUGUUAUCUCGUUAACGAGUGGGUUUGCGAGAAAAAGUUAUAAGCUCUUUUUUUUAGACGAAUAAAUUUCCCAUAAAAAAUGGCAUAUCACAAUUUUUCGUUACUCUACGCAUUACCGAGAUAUUUUCACUUUUAAUAGUGAGUGUAAUAAGCGACUUUUUAAUUAUUAUUAUGCAAUUAGAUGGCUUGUUGCUGUAUCAAAAGAUCAUUAUUAUUAAUUACUGAAUUACUUCCACAUUUCAAUUCUAUUGCAGUCUUUAGUCAUUUCAAUUUCGCCUAUUUUACUGUCAUAUUAAUGAAUGAAGCUUCAUUAUCAAAACUAAUUCAGUUCUAAAAUGAUAUAACGUUAGAAGUCUAAUUAAACAAUUUCUUUAAUUGUUUUUUAUCUCGUAGACAAGUGGUUUUACGAUAAAAAAUGUCAUAAAACCUUUUUUAUAGGGAAAAAAUUUUCAAACGAAAAAUGUUCUGCAAGUUUUUCUCGUGAUUGCACUCAUAACUGAGAUAUUUUCAUUUUUAUUAAUGCAUACUUUUUAAUGAUUCAAUUGAAUUAGUUUUUCCAUAUCAAGAGAUCAUUAUCAUUAAUUAUUUCAUUACAGACUUUAGUCAUUUCGAUUUUUCAACAAAUGAAGCUUCAUGAUCAAAACCAAUUCAAUUCUAAAAUGAUACAACGUAACAAGUCGAAUAGACCAUUUAAUUAUUUGUCUUUUAUCUCAUAAGCGAGUGGUUUUACGAGAAAAAGUCAUAAGAUCUUUUUUUAGAGGAAUAAAUUUCCCACAAAAAAUGUCGUAUCGCAUUUCCUCAUAACUCAACUCAUUGCCGAGAUAUUUCCACUUCAAAUAAUGAAUGUUAAGUCAACUCUUCACGUUUUUAUAAUUAUUCACAUUUUUCACUUCUCUUCGACUUUUAUACUCGAUGAAAUACAUAAUAAAACCCUCCCACAUUGCAUAGUCACUCAUAAAGUCAUGCAAGCGACUAGUGCGCGAACCACUUUACCAUAAUUUCCAUUGAACACGACAUAAUGAAUGGGCACCUAAUUAUGUUGUAAGCGUGUAGAUCAAGAUAAAAAUUAUUGAAUGCAACAGCUAAACUCGAUGAAUAACGAUGAUAAUAAAAUAUAGUAAAACAAUUAUGAUAAUAUAAAUGAGGGGAGAAAUACUGUAACUGUAUAUCGAUGGUUCUAGUUGUGAUAUUUUAGUAAUUUAACAAUUUUUACUAUUUGAAACAAGAAAAAAAAAGAAUUAUUAUAUAUUUGGUAGUCCUAGCUGUAGUGCCUAAAGUUUCGAUCAGAGGGAAUUAUCUGGAAAAUUGUAAAUGGAAAAAAAAAUCAUUGCUGAUCAUAAUGAGUCGUGACGAGGAAAUUUAGACAAAGUAUUUAUAUCAAUGGUGACUGGGAUGCAUUACGUUAUUUAUGAUAGAGUAAUUAUUCUAAUAAUCCUCAUGUUUAUGGUUUAUAGUGAUUAGGAGAAUUACUACUUACUGGAACAAACGAAGAAUUAUGGGGAGAGAGUUUGAGGAUAGUUGUAAGUUGAUAUGGGAAAUGAAAUAUUUUUGAAAUUAGGGAGAGGAGUAUGUGUAGUUAUUGUAGGUCUUCUUUUUGUGGUGUUUCGAGGUAAUACAGAGUAGCAUUGUAGCUUCUAUUAUUGGGUAGGGUAACGACUGCAGGUGGGGAGAUUUGGAGGGGAAUAUUGUAUUUGAGGAGUAUUGAGAUCUAUCGCCUAUAUUUCGCAUGGGGAAAGUAUCUUUUGGGGGGAGGAAGGUCAGUGGAGAAGGGGUUAAAUGGGUUUGAGAGGCAAGAUUUUGUAAGGAAAUGUGGCGAGGAUGACACUUAUAAUGAAAAAUAUUUCAUGACGUGUAAACGUUUUGAUUUGGAAGCAAACAGUUUUGGGAGAAAUGGUAAAAGAAUUUUUUUUGCAAAUAAUGCAAUUUCUAAUGAAGAAUGUGUCGUUACAUUUUCUUUUUUUUAUUUACAGGAUUUGAACUUAUUGGUUUAUUUCGUUAUUUACAAAAAAUAAUACAUAUACAGUUGUACAUUUUCCUCUAAAACUAUUUAUUGUCAGGAUGAUAAUAUCAAAAUCCAGCAAAAUUUGAGGGACUGAAAUCGUAAGAUGUGAAAUUAUAAAUUUUUGACAUUUUUAAUUUUUCUUAAAAACAACUCGUUUUAAGAGAAAAUUGCAGAAGAUCUUUUUCAUACAGGAGGAAAUUUCCAACGUAAAAUGAUUUAUUUUAUCAUUUUUAAUAUCCGUUAGACUCUCUAAAAUGGAACUACAGAUUUUUCGUUACACUGAGUCGACUCGAUGUGAGUUCCAAUGAGAAAAUUCAUCUUUUUAAAUUUUUCGUGGGCGGAAAUUUUUAUUUUUCAAUAAAUUUGAUAGUCUUUCCUCCUUUCCGCUCGAUUCGUGCUUUCCUCCGUAUGAUUUAAGGGGAGACCACAUUGCAAUUCGGAAAUCGUCGGGCGUUGUAGGGAUAGUUAUUGUAGUCUAUAACAUAGACUACAACAAUGAAGUGAGUGAAAAAAAAGUAUGAAAAGACCAAAAUCCGUAAUUUUUUGAAGCUUGCAAAGGGUCAAAAUCGGUCGAAAUGCUUCAACGUCUACAAAAACGUCCAAAUGCCUUAAUUUUUAACCCAUUGAGUUGCACAUCGCUAAAACGUGGACAAAAAAAACAAAAAUCGAUUUCCAAAAAUAUUAAUUUUUCCUGUAUGAAUAAAACUAAAGACAGAUUUUCAGAAAUUUUGAAGUUUCAGUGUAAAGUUGUGGAAGAAUCUGAAAAAAAAUUUACUUCAUUGAAAUAGUAUAUACCGUAAUGUUGUCCAUAUAUCAUAAAAUUAGGCCAUACUACUGAGGAAAUCAAGAAUAUAAAUGCACACAAAAGUAAUUCUGACACAAAAAAUUAAAAAAUUUCCAUUUUACGAAUACAAUACUUAAACUCAAAGGCAAAAAAACUUCUUUACAACAUUUCUCCCUACAACUGCUCAUCUUGAAUCUCCUUAAACCCACAAAAAACUUGAGGAGUUACCUGUCUUGCCCCUUCACCAUUUGAACAGUUCUAAACCAAUUAAUGAAAAACGUCACUGAAAUCCGAAUUUCUCCAAUGGUUGCCACCAUUAUAUCUAAAUCAAACGCACUAGCUUACAGACGUAAGAUAUAAAAACUCGAGUAAAUGACAUGAUAAUCAAAAAACCUUCGACAAUGGGUUCCAAGCUCAAUCUCAAACAACAAAUGAAAACUAACAUUUCGUGCCGUUUCUAUCGACAAGAUGACUCCAAUGUAUUCAACCGUCCACAUGUGACUGUAAAUAAUCUUUAAAUUUACCAUUUUCACUUGCGAGAUGCGGCGAUAGAAAUUUUCCAUUAUGUUGCCUGGAAUAUUCCACACAAUACUAUAGACUGUGGUCUACUUCGAGAACAAUUAGACUAUUAUAAUAAAUUAUCAACUCAUUGUUCUUUCAAUGUUACAUUAAAUUAGAUGUUUACUAUCGUGCAGUAGGCGAGAAUAACAGAAAGAUUUUUUAAAGUUGAGAAAAAAAAAUUUCUAUGCAAAAUUAAUCCAUAAUUGAAUCAAUGAAUGACUAAUUAUUAAUUAAUUAAUUAAUUAAUUAAUAGGGAAUUAUCGAGGGAAUGAAAGGCAACACGUAUUCAACUCAGUAAAUCAACAAUUGAUGACUUGAAGCUGCAUAAUAUGAAGAGUUAACGAUCUAACUAAAAAAUAUUCAACUGCUACUUUGUAAAUUACAUGACUAGAGAACCUCCAAAAAUUUUGUAUUUCAUUUCUAGUGUUUUUAUCCACCAUCACAAUAAUCAAAUAUCAUUAAUCCAAGGACUUGGGAAUUUUAAUAGAUCCGUAAACUGAGAAACGCGCUGAGAAAAGAAUUACCAAUAGCUGUAAAUCUAGAAACUAUUGAAUUAAUAUUGUUAAUAAUCAAUGAUGAUAAUACGUAAUCUUCCCAUAAUAGUGUUUUAUAUGGCUGUAGGUUUACGAAUAAACUCGUCAUAUAUUGA
Messenger RNA from Diachasma alloeum, 12921 nucleotides. It is a transcript of the gene Hipk, whose product is annotated as homeodomain-interacting protein kinase 2. The coding region runs from base 868 to 4857 and encodes 1329 amino acids. Lineage: Eukaryota; Metazoa; Arthropoda; Insecta; Hymenoptera; Braconidae. The transcript is spliced from 13 exons. Gene Ontology annotation, biological process: peptidyl-serine phosphorylation; peptidyl-threonine phosphorylation. Gene Ontology annotation, molecular function: protein serine/threonine kinase activity; protein tyrosine kinase activity; ATP binding. The record is from RefSeq and is a predicted model, not a curated record. Gene Ontology annotation, cellular component: nucleus; cytoplasm.